CUAACAUUUCUGUAAGAGGUCGUUUUCACGACUUGAACAUGUGACAUCCACGACACAACUAGUGCUAUUUAUAAAAUUUCAUCUUUAAACCACCCUAAUAACGAUCAAUCCGCUCAUUUGACACCCCCUGGUCAAGCAACAAAUUAAAAAUAAACAUACACAAAAGCAAGCAAUCAAACACACGAGACACAUCCGCUAAUAACGGUCGAAACCAAGACAAAAAAGGAAAUAGCAAUCCAUGAAAUUUCUAUUUUCUGUUUACACAAAUGGUUACAACAAAGAAAACAAAAACAAAGGAAGAAAAUUCAUCAGCAAAAGGCCAAAGAAGGAAGGUUGAGGGGGGAAGAAGGAAGAGGAACAUUUAUACGUCUUUUUCAUCCUUCCUCUCUUAUCCUUCACCCCUUUAACCUUACCAUGAUAUUUCUAACAAAUUCUUGAAAAAAAAAAUAUUUUAAAAAAAAAAGAAAAAAAAAAUUAUUCCAAGAAAUAUUAUUGAAAAAUGGCUGCUGCAGACCAACAAGAUGGUGCUUGUAAUAAAGAAUUGUUUAACCCUAUUAUUAGUAUGGGAUGGCAAUAUUCUGGGAUUCUUGUGAUCUCUCAUAUUUUGCAAAUUUUGCUUAAGCCAUUAGGACAAGCUUCACCCAUUGUUCAAAUUCUCGCGGGGUUCUUGAUGGGUCCUUCGGGGUUUUCAAGAAUCAAAAAAGUGGAGGAGUUCUUCAUUCAAAGUUAUAAUUCGGGUUAUUAUGAAUUCAUGGCGUUAAUCUUUAGAACUAUAAUCAUGUUCUUGAUUGGUCUUGAGACAGAUUUCCCUUAUCUAAUGCGCAACAUUCGGCCUGCAAGCAUUAUUGCCUGUGGCAGUAGUAUAGCAUGUACUAUCUUUGCUGCUGCUGUUACUUUCUUAGUAUUUCAAGAAACAUCUUCUCAUGGUUCUUCAUUCUUAAUGGCCUUAAUGAUCAUAAUAACCUUAGCCAAUGCAGCAUCCCCUAUUGUUGUACGUGUCGCAGCAGACCUUAAGUUUGCAACUUCUGAUACUGGCAAGUUAGCUAUAUCUUCAUCCUUGAUAGCCGAUGCAUACUCGGUGUUUCUAUUAUUUUUACUUUCGGAGUUCAAGACAACAUCAGUCGUAAAAUGGAUUGGUUUCCUUAUUCUCUAUUUUAUUAUCGUUGGUGUAGUUAUUGUAAUCAAUAUGUAUCUAGCUAAUUGGUUGAAUAGAAGGAAUAGGAACAAAAAGUACCUUGGAAAUACUGAAAUAUUUGUACUUGUAGCGAUUCUUUAUAUCGCUGCUAUGGCUCUCGAACAGCUUGGAUUCAGCAGCAUUAUAGCUUCUUUCCUCAUUGGAUCAAUGUUCCCUAGAGGGGGCAAAGCAGCUCGAACGUUGUUGAUCAAACUAACAUAUCCAAUUCACAAUUUCAUAUUUCCAAUCUACUUUGGCAACCAUGGUUUCAGGGCAGAUGUGACUAAGCUGAAAAGUUUGCGUAACAUUAUUGUAUUCGUUAUCCUUAUUUUGUCGAGCAUUGGAGGGAAGAUUGUUGGAACAUUGGCAGCUUGUUUUCACCUAAAGAUUCCUUAUAGAGAAGGGGUGCUUCUUGCUUUUAUGAUGAACCUAAAAGGUCAUGUUGAUAUGCUAGCAUUGACGAUUGGCUUGGCGAAUGAACUUGUUUUGAGCGAGAAUUUCUAUGACGUGAUGAUAGCAACAAUUAUUGUGAAUACGUUGAUAUGGGGACCGAUAGUAGCUUUCAUGGUUAGAAGAGAAAGUGAUAUCAUCGGCUACAGGCAAAUAUAUUUUGAAUCACAUAAUCCAGAAAGCGAACUACGAAUACUUGCUUGUGUGCAUAGUCCUCGUCCAGUGGCAACUAUGCUAGGACUUAUUGCAGCCUCCAGAGGGCCAAGAGAAGUUCCAAUAACCGCUUACUUGAUGCAUUUAGUUGAGCUCCCAGAUAAAAAAAAGACUAAUUUAAUGUACAAUCAAAAAGAAGAUGAUGAAUUAAGUGAUGAAGAUGAUUAUGGUGGGAAUGAUGUUGUUGAGAUAAAUGACGCGAUGGAUAUAUUCAAUAGUGAGACGGGGUUGUUAGUUCACCAGAUUAAAAUCGUAUCUCCCUUUAAACGUAUGCAUACAGAUGUUUGUAACACUGCUGAAGACAUAAGAGCAUCUAUCAUUGUCCUUCCAUUCCAUAAACAUCAGAGAAUAGAUGGGAAGCUAGAGAACGGUAAACAAGGCAUACGGCCUACUAAUCAGAAAGUUCUUCGUCAUGCCCCAUGUUCUGUCGCGAUUCUUAUUGACAGAGGACUUACAUCCGGAUCUUUAAAUCCUUCGGGUUCUGAUUCUCUUCAACAUGUUGCUAUCUUAUUUUUCGGUGGACCUGAUGAUCGCGAAGCACUAGGCUUUAGUAAACGUCUUGGCAUGGAUCAUCACAUAAAUCUCACCAUAAUUAGGUUCCUUCCCUUGUCUUCAAAACGACAAAUAUCAGGUGUCGAUGUUGCUCAGAAAACGGAUGAUGUCUUGAUGGCAAUAUCAAAUGAUGAAGUAGAGAAAGAAGCAGAUAGCACAGUUUUGGCAGAUUUCCAUAGCAGGUAAUAAGAAAGAAUUUUACACAUCUAAGAUUUACUCUGCAUAUAGUGUCUAGAGCCAAGGGUCUAUCUAAAACAACCUCUUUAUCUCUCUUCUAAGGUAGUGGUAUGGACUGUGUACACUUACCCUCCCCAGACCCCACUAUUGUGGGAAUAUAGUGGGUUUAUUGUUUUUGUUGUUGUUGUUCAUUUACUCUUUAUAUACUUUAUAGGCAGAAUAUGUUAAUAGACACUUAAAUUUAGCCUCAGCUGACAAGUGAACAAUUAGACACCUCAAUUCGUUUCCAGUGUGUCAGUUGAACACUCCAAUUCACAAAAUGAUCCUCUAGAAAACUUUAAAAUUUAUGUGUCAUGUCAGCAGAAACAAAAUGAGGACGAGUUUGAGUAUUUAGUU
This is a messenger RNA of Capsicum annuum, 2962 nucleotides long. Its product is annotated as cation/H(+) antiporter 2-like. The transcript is spliced from 3 exons. Bases 500 to 2575 code for a protein of 691 amino acids. The record is from RefSeq and is a predicted model, not a curated record. Gene Ontology annotation, cellular component: endomembrane system; membrane. Gene Ontology annotation, biological process: proton transmembrane transport; regulation of pH. NCBI's taxonomy places the organism in Eukaryota, Viridiplantae, Streptophyta, Magnoliopsida, Solanales, Solanaceae. Gene Ontology annotation, molecular function: antiporter activity.